Messenger RNA from Alternaria alternata, 824 nucleotides. RefSeq lists its product as hypothetical. The record is from RefSeq and is a predicted model, not a curated record. The coding region runs from base 119 to 688 and encodes 189 amino acids. Lineage: Eukaryota; Fungi; Ascomycota; Dothideomycetes; Pleosporales; Pleosporaceae. The transcript has a single exon.
CACCCCACCACAUCUCUUCUUCAUCUCAGAACCGGCCUGAAGGUGCUGAAAAGUCAUUGAAGACCACUUCCAACUCUUUUCUGAUAUUUCAUGGUGCCGGUUGGAUCAUCUUGUCACCAUGUCGUCGACGCCAUCCACACAGUCGGCUCUCCAGGCAUCAGCCCUUCUACUAAAGAAGCAAGAUACACACGAGUACCGUCAGACGACGUACCACGAUGGAAGCAAUGUGCAGAUCGCGGAAUCUCGUCGUCGCCGCUGGGCGGAUUGGAAGGUUGAACCACCAGUCCAGGGAUACACCGACUUCGUCCUAUACCCCAAAGCAGAUGAAGACUCAUACCCACAAAGCAGCUUUGAACACGUCUCGUCACAACCUCACCCCGCACCUCGAAGGAAAGUCGCGGAACCCAGCUCAGAGUUACACGUGACUUCCGCCAAGCGUUCGUCCAAAGUUAGAUCAAAGUCGGUGAUCCUUCAUGCCGAAGCAAAGUCGAGCGAAGGACUGCCUUUGAAGACGAAAACAGCUGUGAAUUCCUUCGCAGGCCCCACACCUCCUCCGACACCUAGGCUGAGUCGGCUGUCGACACCAGAAUUCGACGAUAUGGAUGAGGCGCCCUUUUGUGGCUGUGAUGUGGAAGCGCAUGUUGUUAAGCGUUGCACAAAUUGCAGGAAGGAGGCCGGUCUCUGGUGAAUGAAUCUUUGGCUUGUUGCUGGUUCUUGUUGUCUCCCAUUUACGACGGUUGUCAUAUGGAGGCUGGUGUUGUGUUCCUCUGGAUUGACACUAUCCCUGGUCGUUGGAGUUUACUUGUUUGCCAACGAAGAUACGA